AGAAUGAUUGGAGCAAGCGGUGACAUCGCAGGAGCAAGGCUGCCAACGGCCCGGAAGACAAUUCAGGAUCCUGGAACUCAAGGUAUUCGCUGAAAAUGGACGGAAAAGGGGGGAAACUCGGCAAGUCCAGGACUGGACGUUGAUGGUCUGAGGCGACCAGAUGCGUGAGGUGGUGAAGACCAUCCUCGAAUGCAUCGGCGAAGACCCUGAUCGACCGGGACUUGUCGACACACCCGAAUGCUACGUCAAGGCGAUGCUGUGCUUAACCAAAGGCUACGAGCAAAACGUCCGGGAUAUCGCCAAGGAGGCCAUCUUCAACGUGAAGCACAACGAGAUGGUAAAAUCAAGGAUAUUGAUGUCUUCAGCAUUUGUGAGCACCACCUGUUGCUGUUCACGGGAAAGAUGCACAUCGGCCACAUCCCUGACAACUGGGUCAUUCGGCCUCUCGAAGCUGCCCCAGAUUGCCGAGGUGUUCAGCCGGCGCCUGCAGUUCCAGGAGAAUUUGACCAAGGAGGGCGCAAACGCCAUCAUGGAGGUUCUCAAGCCACAGGACGUGGCCGUGAUUAUGAAAUCCAGCCAUUUGUGUUAUGGCAAUGCGGGUGGUGGAGAAAGCGACGGUAGCUACCAUCACGAGCUGCGUGCUGGGCUGUUUUGGGGCGGAGGAGAAGACGAGAAAGGAGUUUCUGGGUCUGAUAGACCUCAACAGGUGAAGUGAAAGCGGCAGAUGUGUGGUUCGAGACUUCAAACCCACACAGGGAAAAGGGAGGUGGUCGGGGUCGAAUGUAGCUAG
Parathielavia appendiculata is the source of this 790-nucleotide messenger RNA. Its product is annotated as tetrahydrobiopterin biosynthesis enzymes-like protein. Gene Ontology annotation, cellular component: cytoplasm. The transcript is spliced from 2 exons. The record is from RefSeq and is a predicted model, not a curated record. Bases 161 to 715 code for a protein of 184 amino acids. Gene Ontology annotation, biological process: tetrahydrobiopterin biosynthetic process; tetrahydrofolate biosynthetic process. Gene Ontology annotation, molecular function: GTP cyclohydrolase I activity; zinc ion binding; GTP binding. Lineage: Eukaryota; Fungi; Ascomycota; Sordariomycetes; Sordariales; Chaetomiaceae.